Messenger RNA from Salvia hispanica, 1960 nucleotides. Its product is annotated as 1,8-cineole synthase, chloroplastic-like. Gene Ontology annotation, molecular function: magnesium ion binding; terpene synthase activity. Lineage: Eukaryota; Viridiplantae; Streptophyta; Magnoliopsida; Lamiales; Lamiaceae. Gene Ontology annotation, biological process: diterpenoid biosynthetic process. The record is from RefSeq and is a predicted model, not a curated record.
CGAUCAUUCUCCAAUCUUCAACGUGACUUCAAAAUCAUCACCCACGACCAUAAUAUAAGUCACAGUGAAGGCAAAAGAAGCAACAAGUUAGAGUGUAGUUGAAAUUGAUGAUGAAGAUGGCAAUUCAUAAGCCAAUGAACCAUCUUCGUAGUUACUCACACACCAAUGUUUUGUCUUCAAAACUGCCACGUGUCUCUUCCGCCACUUGUCGGCGGCUGCCACCGUGGAGUUGCUCUUUACGUCUCAGCAACCAUCGUGGCAUCCAAUCGGGACGGCGAUCCGGUGGCUACCCUCCUUCCAUUUGGGAUUUCCACUACAUUCAAGCACUAAACUCUGAGUAUAAGGGGGAUAUGCACCAGUUCCGGGCCGCAGGCAUGAUUGCUCAAGUGAAGAUGCUGCUGCUGCACCAACAACGUUUCGAACUGAUCGAUGACCUGCGAAGACUGGGCAUAUCUUGUCAUUUCCGACACGAAAUCGCACAAAUAUUAAACUCCAACUAUAUAAACAACUAUCAUGAGACAAAUCAAAAGGAUUUGUACUCAACAUCUCUCAGAUUCAGACUCCUCAGACAAUAUGGCUUCACCAUCUCUCAAGAUGUGUUUGAUUGUUUCAAGAAUGACAAGGCUACUGAUUUUGAUACCAAAGGAUUGUUACAACUCUACGAAGCUUCGUUUCUAGCAACACGUGGCGAAGAAACGCUAGAAAUUGCUAGAGAAUUUGCUGCUAAAUCUCUGCAUAAAAGAGUAGUUGAUCAUGAAAUUGAUGACAUUCAUAUCUUAUCAUCAGUUGAAGCUGCAUUUGAGUUCCCUUCUCAUUGGAGGGUUCAAAUGCCAUAUGCGAAAGGCUUCAUCGAUGCUUACAAGAAGAGACACGGCAUGAAUCCAGUUGUGCUAGAGCUAGCCAAAUUGGACAUAAACAUUGUUCAAGCACAAUUUAUAGAAGAACUCAAAGAGACCUCUAGGUGGUGGGAGAGCACAGGGCUUGCUCAAGAGCUUCCCUUUAUAAGAGAUAGAAUAGUGGAAUGCUACUAUUGGACGAAUGGAGUGGUCGAACGUCGUGAACAUGGAUUCGAGAGGAUAAUGCUCGCCAAAAUUAAUGCUCUUAUUACAGCUAUAGACGAUAUCUAUGAUGUUUAUGGCACUCUUGAAGAGCUCCAACUAUUCACAGAUGCUAUUAGAAGAUGGGAUAUUGAAUCAAUUGACAAACUUCCUCCUUAUAUGAAAGUAUGCUAUCUUGCACUAUACAACUUUGUGAAUGAGAUGGGUUACUACACUCUCAAGGAUAAAGGCUUCAACUCCAUCCCAUUUCUACACAAAGCGUGGGUAGAUUUGGUUGAGGCAUAUUUGAUAGAGGCAAAUUGGUACCACAAGGGGUAUAAACCUAGCUUGGAAGAAUACAUCAACAAUGCUUGGAUAACCGUGGGAGGCGUCCCCGUUCUAUCCCACCUUUUCUUCCGGGUAACGGAUUCGAUAGACAAGGAGGCUGCCGAGAGCGUGCAUAAAUACCAUGAAAUUGUUCGUGCAUCGUGCACGAUUACAAGGCUUGCUGACGAUAUGGGAACAUCACUGGCUGAGGUGAAGAGAGGCGACGUGCCAAAAUCAGUUCAGUGCUACAUGAACAAGAACAAUGCUUCGGAAGAAGAGGCGCGAACGCAUGUUCAAUCACUCAUAGAGGAGACAUGGAAGACGAUGAAUAAGGAAAUGAUGGAUUCUCCAUUUUCAACAUGUUUUGUAGAAGUUUGUGCUAAUCUUGCUAGAAUGGCACAACUUAUAUACCAAAAGGAUUCUGAUGGAUUCGGAAUGCAACACUCGGUUGUUAACAAACAGCUCAGAAGCUUGCUGUUUGAACCCUAUGAAUGAAGAUGAGAUAGUCUUGCAUUGUGAGUUGAAUAAGAAGAAGGAAAAUAUAUGUUACUACUACUAUUUAUUAUAGAGUAUAAAUCCUCUUUUGGUCCUUUAUA